CUCUCUCAUCUGAAAACAUACCAUAUAACAAACACAAUUUGAUAAGGAAAAAAAACAUAACACAAAACACAUUUGUAACAUUAGUUUAACUAUCAGACAAAACACAUUCUUCUUAUGUCGAAUACAAAAUCUCCGACCACCGGGAAUCAAGAAACUACGACGUCGUCUCGUGAAGUCUCAAUCGCAUUGCCUUCAAAACCUUCUGAUCACUCUCCUCAAUCCUCUCCAAGUUCUUCUUCUUCACCGAGACCGUCUACUCUCGCCUCCGCCGGUGGAUCUCCGGCGAGGAGAACGGGGACUGGAUUAUCCGGGAAGCACUCUUUCUUCAGGGGAAUAAGGCUACGAAACGGGAAAUGGGUAUCGGAGAUCAGAGAGCCACGUAAAACGACAAGGAUAUGGCUCGGGACUUAUCCGGUACCGGAGAUGGCUGCAGCGGCUUACGACGUGGCGGCUUUAGCUUUAAAAGGCUCCGACGCCGUUUUGAAUUUUCCUGGUUUGGCUUUGACUUACGUGCCUCCGGUUUCGAACUCUGCUGCGGAUAUAAGAGCGGCUGCUAGCAAAGCAGCGGAGAUGAAGCAGCCGGAUCCGGGUGAAGCUGAGAAGGUAUUGGAUCCGACGGGUCAACCCGGGAAAGAGGAAGAAGUAGUAGUAGAAGGAGAAGAAGGGUUUGAGUUUAUGGAUGAGGAAGAGAUGUUGAAUAUGCCGACUUUGUUGACGGAGAUGGCUGAAGGUAUGUUGAUGAGUCCACCGAGAAUGAUGAUAACUCCGACGGUGGAUGAUGAUUCGCCGGAGAAUCAUCAUGGAGAUAAUCUUUGGAGUUACAAAUAAAAAUCCUUUGAAGCUGUCUUUUUCUUGUUUUUUUUUGCCGGUCGAAUGAUAUUUUUAUUUUAUUUUUUUGGGUCGAUGUAAUCGGAAAGUCAAAUAGGUUAUUAAUAUAUUUGAAAAACGUUAUUUUUAUGCA
Camelina sativa (false flax) is the source of this 961-nucleotide messenger RNA. RefSeq names its product ethylene-responsive transcription factor ERF025-like. The record is from RefSeq and is a predicted model, not a curated record. Gene Ontology annotation, molecular function: DNA-binding transcription factor activity; DNA binding. Gene Ontology annotation, biological process: regulation of DNA-templated transcription. Lineage: Eukaryota; Viridiplantae; Streptophyta; Magnoliopsida; Brassicales; Brassicaceae.